CAGCACGCAUCCAGUACUGCAUGGACAUAUUUCACUGGCUCACAUCUUCCACUCAUAUAAAAGAAAGGGAGCUCAGGCGAAAGACGCAGUCAGUCCCAGAAGCACCACCGUGCAUCCCAUUUCAGAAACCAAAGUCUGAUACACAUUCCCUUUUCGACAUCGCCAUCUUCAGCAGACAUUCACAUACAAGCACCCAGCCGCAGGAUCGCCAUCGCAAGUCAGGCCAUUUGAAAGACUAGAAGAAGUGCGCGAGGAUGCGCGGUUCAAGCACUCAGGAGAGCAUCACGAUGCAGCUGGUUAAACCGGUUGUCACAGCCACCAUUGCUGUUGUGCUUUGCAGCCUUACUUUCAUCAGUGUAGACGCCAGGUUUACGCCUUCACAUCGCAUGCACAAGAGAGCCACGACAGCCACCGCUACCAACUUUACGCUGGUCAAUUCUUACUCUGGAGACACCUUCUUCGACGGCUGGACCUUCUUCUCCAACGCCGACCCGACACAUGGAAUGGUGCAAUACACGACGCAGGCGCAGGCGCAGUCUGCGGGUCUGAUUGGAAUCCAAGAUGGGCGUGCGAUGAUGAAAGUGGCUGCAGAUGCAGAUACGGACGGUAACCGCCAGUCUGUCCGCAUCUCCACCGUGGACACGCAUACGCACGGUCUUUUUGUCCUUGAUGCCACGCAUAUACCGGUCGGCUGUGGUGUAUGGCCUGCUUUUUGGACACUUUCUGCCGAUCCUGGAUCUUCCGGCUGGCCUGUGGGUGGAGAGAUUGACAUUGUUGAGGGCGUGAAUGACUACUCUGCAAAUCUCGUCUCGAUACACACAUCUUCGGGCUGCUCACUGUCGUCAUCGUCCGCGUCUACGCUGGGCUACAGCGGCGAGCUGAUGCUGGGCAGUUCGGGCACGAGCUGCGACUCGCUGACGACCAACAACCAAGGCUGCAGCAUCAUGUCCACCACAUCCGGCGACUACGGUGUGCAGUAUAACGCCGACGGCGGCGGCGUGCACGCCAUGCUCUGGGACGCAGACGAAGGCAUCAGUAUCUGGUUCUUCCCCCGCGCGUCUAUUCCGUCCGACGUCUCCUCUGGCACGCCCGAUCCCACCGGCUGGCCAACUCCGACCGGCCGCUGGCCUGCGACGAGUUGCACCAUGAGCUCCUUCUUCUGGAACCAUGUGGCAAUCUUCACCAACACGCUCUGCGGCGACUGGGCUGGCGCUAGCUCCGUUUGGUCCACCGCCAUGAACGGCCAGACGCAGUCGUGCGCCGCCAAGACCGGCGUGGCGAGCUGUGCCGACUACAUGCACGGAAACAGCACCGAUUUGUCUGAGGCGUACUGGCUCAUCAACAGCGUCAAGAUUUAUCAGACGGAAAGGCUUGCAUGAACGGUCUGCCAGGCCGGCCUGCUCUCAGUAGUCAAUCAAGGUUACGUACGGUCAUUCAAGGGUGGACUGCAGACAUCCUGCGCUGGUUUUUUCGUUUCUACUCCUAGCAUAGAUGAACUGCUUCUACCACAUGCUCCGCUAAUUAGGACACGCUUCCUGCCAUUCUUGAUUGCUCUAUAAUAAUUUUUUCGCAUCUCGCAACUAAUAGAUAAAAAUUACCCUGCUCAGCGUCGAGCCGGGGCCAGGAAAAAGCUGCAACGCGCUGUGUAGAUGUAGCAUAG
Tilletiaria anomala UBC 951 is the source of this 1660-nucleotide messenger RNA. Its product is annotated as glycoside hydrolase family 16 protein. The record is from RefSeq and is a predicted model, not a curated record. The coding region runs from base 288 to 1379 and encodes 363 amino acids. Gene Ontology annotation, biological process: glucan catabolic process. NCBI's taxonomy places the organism in Eukaryota, Fungi, Basidiomycota, Exobasidiomycetes, Georgefischeriales, Tilletiariaceae. Gene Ontology annotation, molecular function: hydrolase activity, hydrolyzing O-glycosyl compounds. The transcript is spliced from 6 exons.